AUGACAACAGUGAAAUUGAUUGAGAAGUUAAUGAAAACAUACUAUUUCAUCAAAAAUAAAAUUAAUCGUGCAACGUGCAAGUGAAUAUUAACGUGCUCUAUUUUAUACGUGCCAAAAAUAUAUAAAAAAUCUAUGGAAAGGAGAAGUUACUUCAAAACAGCAUAUGAUUCAAGAACAAGGAGAUUACGCUUUAGAUAAACAUUUUAUCAACAUCAUAGACGCCAGUAAUAAUGAGGAGACGACUGCAUCAAAUAUAUUAAAGUCAAAAUCUUUCGAACUGAUUCAUAGUGAGAACUCGUCACAGUCUGCGAGAAAGUGUUCUAAACGAAUACCAAACACAUCUUCUCAGGAGCAUUACCGACAGGAGAGAGAAAUGACAUCGAUCGUCGGCACUUACCAACAUGAAAGCAAUGAAAAUCUCGACGAAUAUUUCAAAGCUGUGGGUGUACCAUACAUUCCACGAAAACUGAUGUGUAUGUCCAAUCCGCGACUGGAAAUAUCGAACGAUGAUGAUAAAUGGACCAUUCGUACCAUUACAAUGAUUCGUGUAGCAGAAGUGACGUUUACUCUCGGUGAAGAAUAUGAAGAAUACAUGCCUACAGGAGUUAUACUGAAAAAUGUGACUACAUUGGAAGGAGAUAAUCUAGUGACAGUUUCAGUCGGUCCAAAUAACACUAAAGUACUACGAAAGUACGAAAUUACAAAAGAUGGUGUAGUUUUGAUAAUGACUCAUGAAAAGAGUGGCCAAAUAGGAAAACGCUAUUUUAAACGUCUUUAAUAAAUUUUAGUGCAAAAAUAUUUCUAUAUUUUAUUUGAUAUAUAUUAACUUAUUAUUAAUAAUUAAUUUUUUACUUGCAUUUUAUGCAUAUAUAUUACAUAUAUAUACAACGAUAACUAGUUGACGAUAAUAUAAUUUGAAAGCAUAUUUUAAACAAAGAAAAAUUGAAACAUAACUUGCAUAGAAAAUGCUAAUAGUGACUAGAAGAAAAAAGUCACGGAUCAAUCAUAAAUGUUUCUCCCGUCAUUUAUGGCAUGCGCCCCACCUACUUUUGCUGAAUGUCACGUGUUGCAUAAUAUAAAAAAAGCAUGGAUAAAUAAAAAUUAUAAUAUUAAAUUAAAAAUAAAGAAUUAAAAUCUCUAGUA
This is a messenger RNA of Apis florea (little honeybee), 1143 nucleotides long. Its product is annotated as fatty acid-binding protein. Gene Ontology annotation, molecular function: lipid binding. The record is from RefSeq and is a predicted model, not a curated record. NCBI's taxonomy places the organism in Eukaryota, Metazoa, Arthropoda, Insecta, Hymenoptera, Apidae.